GACCUUCAAACUUACAUCCCUGGUAGACCACACACCACUCGGAAUCGAUACCUAAACACCUACAUAUAUAUGUACAUGUAGGACUUGAACCCAAUCAUGGAAAUGAGGACCCUUGUUUUCUCAACUAUUAAUACUAUCAUUCUAGACUGACCUACUAUUAUUUACCCAUGCAACAGACUUACGAGAAGUCUCAGCUCUUCCAUCUUUUUUCAUUCUCUACUUUACCUACGUAUGACUUGUUUCAUGUGUUUCACUUGAUUGACUCACCUACAUAUACAUCCUCCUCUCAUUUUGAGUCACACUUAGAGAUGCAAUCAUGAGUUCCGAUGACUCCGAUUUCUAUGGCGACGAUGAUGUCAUGAUAGAUCUUAAGGCCAGGAUAAAAGCGUUCGAUGUUGAAGCCUGGUGGGAGCAAUACCAAACCCUUGAUACACCGUUAAAGAUUCAAGCCCGAAAAAAAGAAAUGGAGGACAUGUCUCACUUGCACAACCCAUACGCCGGCAUGGAGAAUGCCUGGCAACUCACUGAGACGAUUGAAGAAUUCGUUCAGCGCGUGCCGCCCGCAACAACAGACGAAACCCCGGAGAAUCCUUGGAUUUGGGUCUGCAAUCCCUACAUCAAUCGCAAGAGGAAGAGUGACUCAGAGAACCAAAAGAUACGUGGCGGUGAAGAUGAAGCCCCUGAGGAAGAAGGCGCAGACCUGAACAGUGUUGUUGAGGGCGGGAUGGCGAGGCUACAUUUCGCCUCCGACUUCAUCAAUAUGUGCAAAUCAUCUGGCAAGAAUCCCAAUUUCAUCUCCCGAGAAUGCCGAAAGGCUGGUACGGACGCGGCGAAGGAUAUCCUUGAUCUGGCAAAGGCCCACCACGUGAGGUGCGGCAAGUGGAUGCUCUUCUGUUCCGUUCCAACAGUGAACGAAGUCUGGGAGACCGUCGCCAAAGCGACCUCAAAUAACGAACUAGGAAUCGGCGCCAAAGUUGCACCACGAUCGACUGUUGAUAACAGGACAGAUCGACUCAUAUGCGUCUACACCGCUGAUUUCUCCGACACCAAGGAUGUCAGAAGAGUCGCUGAAAAACUAAAGCAGCUCGGGCUUAUCCAGGCUAAUGGAAGGGCUCUGUACUACAAACCAGAUGUAUACACAUACCUAGGGAUAGCGCGAGGAAAUCCCUGGGAGAUACGAGCCUCCAUAUACGACACCACGUCUAUGCUUCGCACCAAGAAAGAGUAAAAUAAGAAAAAUGAAUCAACAAUCAUACUAGGAGGAUAUAUGUGUCUUUAAAAAACAACGGAUGAAUUUGUCGAGAUACCCUUUGCUAUCACGAAAUUGCUUCUUCAUGCGUAAUGGGAGAACUUGCUAACCAUUCCAACGCCGACAAUGCAUAAAUGCUUUAUGUUACCGUCAUCCGAAUCCUCCAACCUGUCCUUUUGACGAUCCUAUCGCACACUUAUCUACCCCUCAUCAACGUAUUCUCGUAAACUAGGAUAUUCAACAUCCUUCUCAAGCA
Molecule: messenger RNA, 1505 nt
Organism: Hypoxylon trugodes
Lineage: Eukaryota; Fungi; Ascomycota; Sordariomycetes; Xylariales; Hypoxylaceae
Product: DUF1917-domain-containing protein
Exons: 5
Coding region: 317-1228 (303 amino acids)
Source: RefSeq, a predicted model, not a curated record